AUGCAGCAGCACUUCAUCAGGCUCUGCUGCAGCAGCAGCAGCAGCAGCAGCAGCAGCAGCAGCAAAUUGAAGACGCUGAGCUACACCUUGACGAAGAAGAAUGGAUCCUUGAACCGCUUCAGGAUGCUGAGCCUCAGCAGCAACAGCAGCAGCAGCAGCAGCAGCAGCAACAGCAGCAGCAGCAGCAGCAGCAGCAGCAACAGGCUGUCUGUGGAGACGCUGCAAUAG
Molecule: messenger RNA, 228 nt
Organism: Eimeria mitis
Lineage: Eukaryota; Apicomplexa; Conoidasida; Eucoccidiorida; Eimeriidae
Exons: 1
Coding region: 1-228 (75 amino acids)
Source: RefSeq, a predicted model, not a curated record